GGUUGAUCAUUAUUUGAGUGACUAUGGAUACCAUCGUCUUCAUCUCCUAACACGGUCCUAUUUAAGAUUUGCUACAUUAUCUUUUCCUAUAAAACCCUAUUUUAUUCUCUCAGAGUCUCACUCACUCGUUACACACAGCAUAAACAACUAGCUACUCAAGAUAUACACCGUCUUCUCCUCCACAAGUUCUGCAUUUAGAAGUGUCUCUCAUCUCUCCCUCCUUCUAAUAACAUCAUCAUGUUGCCAAGGAGUCGAACUCUUCCUUCCAGAAUCCAUCAUGGCGCUGUUGAAGAGAGGCAUGAUAUCCGUCACUACCUGCAAGUGGAAGUUCAACCUAAAGGCGCCAUCAAUGAGUCUGAAGCAAUUAAUCCUCAGGCCAACUAUUCCAAGUGCUUCGAUGAUGAUGGCCGCUUGAAGAGAACAGGAACUUUGUGGACCACAACUGCGCACAUUGUCACAGCCGUUAUAGGGUCCGGUGUGCUAUCCUUAGCAUGGGCGGUAGGUCAGCUGGGUUGGGUUGCAGGACCGUCUGUGCUGCUUCUCUUCGCCAUUGUCAAUCUUUACACCUCCAACCUCCUAUCACAGUGCUACAGGACCGGGGACCCUGUCACCGGACAAAGAAAUUACACCUACAUGGCUUGUGUCAAGGCUAACUUAGGGGGACCGAAAGUUAAUAUAUGUGGGUGGAUGCAAUACUUAAACAUGGCUGGUGUGGCAAUUGGCUACACAAUCGCAGCCUCAGUCAGCAUGAUGGCUAUAAAGAGAUCGAAUUGUUUUCACAAGAGUGGAGGAAAAGAUCCUUGUCACAUGAACAGCAACGGGUACAUGAUAACAUUUGGGAUAGCAGAGAUAAUAUUUUCUCAGAUCCCAGACUUUGAUCAAGUAUGGUGGCUCUCCAUUGUUGCAGCUAUUAUGUCUUUCACAUACUCCAGUGUUGGUCUUUCUCUUGGCAUUGCCAAAGUUGCAGAAAAUGGGAGCAUCAAGGGAGGCCUAACUGGUAUCAGCAUAGGGACACUAACACAUGCCGGAACAGUGACUUCCACACAGAAGAUAUGGAGGAGUUUCCAAGCUCUUGGAGCUAUUGCUUUCGCAUACUCUUAUUCACUCGUCCUCAUUGAAAUUCAGGACACAAUAAGGUCACCUCCAGCGGAGCACAAGACCAUGAAGAAGGCAACUUAUAUGAGUGUCACGGUGACAACCGUAUUCUAUAUGCUCUGUGGAUGCAUGGGCUAUGCUGCCUUUGGUGAUGAAGCUCCUGGAAAUCUUCUCACUGGCUUUGGCUUCUAUAACCCAUACUGGCUUCUUGACAUAGCCAAUGUCGCGAUUGUUGUCCAUCUUGUUGGUGCAUACCAGGUGUUUUGCCAGCCAUUAUUUGCUUUUGUGGAGAAAUGGUGUGCACAGAAGUGGCCAAAGAGUGACUUUGUAACAGCAGAAUAUGACAUACCAAUCCCUUGUUAUGGUGUUUACCAGCUGAACUUCUUUCGCCUAGUUUUUAGGACCUGUUUCGCGAUGAUGACAACCCUCAUAGCCAUGCUCAUGCCUUUCUUCAAUGACGUCGUGGGAAUACUUGGAGCCAUGGGGUUUUGGCCAUUGACAGUGUUCUUCCCUAUUGAGAUGUAUAUAGCUCAGAAGAAGAUUGGGAGAUGGACAACGCGGUGGGUUGCACUUCAGAUACUAAGUAUGACUUGUCUUAUGAUUUCCAUAGCCGCGGCUGUUGGCUCUGUGGUUGGUGUUUUCACCGAACUUAAAACUUACAAGCCUUUCAAGACUAGUUAUUGAUCGAAACACUCUUCAAGAGGGAGAGUCUAAAGAGUAGGAAUUCGGUAAAUUAAAUCAGAAAAAGAUUCUGUAUUCUGUACUGUGUGAGUAAGAAACUGCAGAUACUUAAAGGAUCUGUAGUUUUUGUAAUGAAUAAAAUGUAUCCUUAAUGUU
Messenger RNA from Cornus florida, 1932 nucleotides. Its product is annotated as amino acid permease 4-like. The record is from RefSeq and is a predicted model, not a curated record. The coding region runs from base 238 to 1779 and encodes 513 amino acids. Gene Ontology annotation, cellular component: plasma membrane. NCBI's taxonomy places the organism in Eukaryota, Viridiplantae, Streptophyta, Magnoliopsida, Cornales, Cornaceae. The transcript is spliced from 8 exons.